Thecamonas trahens ATCC 50062 is the source of this 962-nucleotide messenger RNA. RefSeq names its product aldo/keto reductase. Gene Ontology annotation, molecular function: oxidoreductase activity. The record is from RefSeq and is a predicted model, not a curated record. The transcript has a single exon. The coding region runs from base 79 to 918 and encodes 279 amino acids. NCBI's taxonomy places the organism in Eukaryota, Apusomonadida, Apusomonadidae.
CGACAUCAGUACAGCGACCAAGCAGAAGACGGAGCAGACCGAGGCUAGACCACACGACGAGGCCAGAAGCGGAACAUCAUGGAGAGCGGCAAGAGUGGUAUGAUACAGCUGAACGACGGGCAUAGCAUUCCUGCGGUGGGACUGGGCGUGUACCUGGUGGAGGGACAGGACGGAAUCGAUGCGGUGGCCCAUGCACUGCGGGUCGGCUACCGGCACAUCGACACGGCGCAGCUGUACGGGAAUGAGGCCGAGGUGGCGGCAGGCAUUGCGGCGUCUGGGGUGCCGCGGGAGGAGGUGUUUAUCACCUCUAAGAUCUGGAACGACAACCAUGGAUACGACAAGGCGACGGCGUCGGUCCGCGAGAGCCUCCGCAAGCUCAACACCGAGUACAUCGACCUGAUGCUCAUCCACUCGCCGCUCUCCGAGCCCGAGUCCCGGAAGGAGACCUGGCGGGCGCUGAUCGACCUGCAGAAGGAGGGCGUGGUUCGGUCGAUUGGCGUCUCCAACUACGGCGUCCAUCAUCUCGACGAGCUGCUCGCGGCCUUUGACGUUGUGCCGGCAGUCAACCAGCUCGAGCUCCAUCCGUACUUGCAGCGGACCGAGCUUGUUGAGUACUGCAAGAGCAAGGGCAUUGUGCUGCAAGCGUACUCGCCGCUCUGCAAGGGCUUCAAGUUUGCCGAUCCGGACGCGGUUGCGCUCGCCGAGCCAUACGCCGAGUCGGGCAAGACGCUCGCACACUUGCUCCUCAAGUGGGGCCUGGACCAGGGCUACGUCGUCCUUCCGAAGUCGGUUACGCCGUCGCGGAUCGAGGCCAACAUCGAUCUCUUUGAUUUUGAGCUGCUUCAGGCGACCAAGGACGCGUUCGCAGCGGCCGACGAGGGCUUUGUGACGGGGUGGGACCCGACUGAGGAGCCAUAAGGUACUCUGGCCUAGCAUGUAUUAAAACACUACAUGGCGUUGUA